GGGCGUGUCAGUGUCCCCUUUGGUCACACAUCUGACGUGGGUCAUGGUAUCUGUCAAAUUAGUUUUAUUGUCGUCUCGAUAACCUGCGUACGGUUCUAUUCUAUCAACAAAUUUAACCGUAGGCUACUCACGCUACACAUAGAACUGUGUUGUAAAUGAAAGUUUCUGGAUAAAGAGAACUAGCUGUCUUCCACAAGUGUUCAUCCGCAGAAUGCGGCACAUCUAGCACUGAGGGGAAUAGAAACGGUUCCUGGAAAUCGAUUGCAUGUGUGCCGGGUAGUUAGUUAAGAAGGCAUUUGAACGACGGGUUGCUUGCUUGUUUAUCUGGUGUGAAAGACGGCAGAUAUUGAACAGCGACUAAAACGUUUUGGGAACAUUAAGCAACUGAUUGAAUUAUUCAGCGGAAAAGCCUUCAAAGUAUUCACACCCCUUUGACUUUUUCCACAUUUUGGUGUUACAAGGCGCCAAGAUGUCCAAUGAGCUUGAUGCGGGGGACCAUGGGCCAAUGAAACUGCUCACUACCAUGUUCUCGUCCCUCCAGGAGACGUUCCACAGAGACCGGAGUGAUAGGGAUUCGACACUGCCUCGGCCUACAGCCCCAGCCCUAGUGGUGACCUCGGCCCAGAACCAGAGUCACCUCUUCUUUGAGUACCUGGUGGUGGUCAGCCUACGGAAGAAGAGAGGGGAAGGAACGUACGAACCCCAGAUCACAUAUCAGUUCCCCAAGCUAGCUAACAUGAGGCGCUCUCAGAGAGACGAAGAAGAGAAGUCCCUGAAAGCCAUCCUGCUUUUCUGUUUCCCAGAGGGGGUGAACUGGGCCCCCCUGACUGAAUAUGCCAGUGAGACAUUCUCCUUCGUGUUGACAGAGGUCGACGGCAGUAGGAGGAAUGGCUACUGCAGGAGGUUACUGCCCAGUGGCAAAGGGGCACGGCCUCCGGAGGCCUAUUGCAUCAUCAGCCAGGUGGCCUGCUUUGGACUCUUCUCCAAGAUCUUUGAUGAGGUGGAGAAGCGCAGGCAGAUCUCCAUGGCGAUGAUCUAUCCAUUCAUGCAGAGCCUGAGGGAGGCGCCGUUCCCUGCUCCCGGAAACACUGUCAAGAUCAAGAGCUUCAUACCAGAGUCUGGAACAGAGGUCAUCAGUUUGACAAGGCCGUUGGACUCGUGGUUGGAGCAUGUGGAUUUCCGGACACUGUUCCGCUGUCUCACAGACGAGGAGGUGCUGCGGGUGUUUGCCUCCACCGUUCUCGAACGACGAAUCAUCUUCAUGGCUGACGAACUCAGUACCCUGUCCCAGGUGUUGCAUGCGGUUGCGGCACUGCUCUAUCCGUUCACAUGGCAACACACCUUCAUCUCCAUCGUUCCUUCAGUGCUGAUUGAUGUCGUCAUGGCACCCACUCCCUACCUGCUUGGUGUGCAAAAGAACAAACUGGAUGAUGUCAUCGACCAGAGCGACAUGCUCAUUGUAGAUCUGACAGAGGGAGCAGAGAACACCUUCAUCACUUGUAUAGGAGAUGAGAGCACCAUCCUACCAGAGAAACUACAGGGGGAGCUUCUCCAGGCCUUGUGUUGUAGGAAAGACAACUCCAAUAAGACAGACUCCAUCAGCAACAAAUCAAACCACAUGAAGCAGCAUCAUAGUCCAUACAAACCCAACGAUAGAACCUCGGAGGAGUUGAAUAAGGUGGUCUCGGAGGCCUUCCUCUCCUUCUUUGUGAAGACUGUGGGUCACUUCCCCUCCUAUGUUAAACGCAGAAGCGGCGGGCAGCCUGGAGUAUUCCAGAUCAACAGCUUCUGCAAGGCCUCCGAGCCGAAGGCCAGCCGCCAAUUUGUCAAACGCUUCAUCCAGACACAGAUGUUUGACCUCUUCAUCCAGGAAGUGGAGAGACAGCCCACACAGGAAGGAUUCUUCCACCAAAAAAUUGCAGAGUACCAACAAAGUAAGAAGAAAGAGAAGGCAAAGAGAGGCUGGGUGAGAGGACUUGUGGUGUAAAUGUAGGCGUCCUCAGACAAAUUGAUUCUGAUCAUGUGUACAUUUGUGAUGCUGGAUAAGGGUGAGGCUACAGGAAGUUGCUGCUGUCUCAGUGGAGCGGAGAUGGUGACAAUCUAAGUCUGCAGUAUUUUCUCUUGCCUGUAAAAAUUGUACGCUACUUCCCUGUCAUGUUGAAUGAAUGUGUGCUAAAGAUGAAGAAACACUUAAACAUGUUUUUGUCAAUGUUUCUAGGUUUAUUGAAGGAUGUGUUACUUCUGUUGUGAUGACUUGGCAAAAGGUUUAUUUAUUGCACUUUUGUGCUGCAAGAUGCUCUUACAUUCAUAACUAAACAUACCUAUGAGUAUUUCAUAGUAUUCUAAAUAUUUUAUGUUUAUGUUUACUGAGUGCCUUAUAAAUUGUUAUUUUGUUUAUUUAAGCUGUGGGUAUGAAUGUGAAAGUUAGGAUGUGAAUAAGCACCUUUUUUUUUUAUUAUUGUGAAUAAAAGUUGGACCAAU
Messenger RNA from Salvelinus sp. IW2-2015, 2481 nucleotides. RefSeq names its product DENN domain-containing protein 2D-like. The record is from RefSeq and is a predicted model, not a curated record. Lineage: Eukaryota; Metazoa; Chordata; Actinopteri; Salmoniformes; Salmonidae. Gene Ontology annotation, cellular component: nucleoplasm; cytosol.